AUGCAAGACAUCGCAUUUCAAGCUUUGGAUGCAUCCAAGGUCCAACACAAUGGCAAGUGCUUCAACCUCUCUCAUUGCUUUCGGGUCAUCAAGGACGAGGAGAAGUUCAAGACGCAAUAUGCCGCCCUUAAGUCGCGUGGGGGGAAGCAAGCCGUGGAAGAGGUUGGGGAGGGCGAGUCGGCACGGCCGCGGGGGAAGACCAACUCCAAGAAGAAGGCCAAGCGGGAUGCAGCAUCCAACACCUUGAUCGCAAGUGUGGAGGGCAUGAUGAACAAGAAGGACUCGAGGGAGGAGGAGCGCCGGCAUUUCAAAGAAGAGCAAAUGAACACCUUGUUGGAAAUAUGCCCUAGAGCGCCCCGCCACCGACGCGCCACCAUGUCGCCGCGCCACCGAGGAGCGUCGGGCUACCGCGGCGUCCGCCAGCGCCCCAACGGCUGGUACUACUCGAAGAUCCGGUCCGGCGACGUUCGGCUCAGCCUCGGCACCUUCCAGACGGCGCACGAGGCCGACCGCGCGUACGACGCGGCGGCGUGGCGCCUAGACAGGCCACGCCCGCAGAUGAACUUUCAGGACGUUUACACGCUCCGACAGGCGCUGGACAUCGCCCCUCCGCCUCGUCUUAUCACGGACCAAGACCAUGCGGAGCACGCUGGGCGGCAGCGCCGCCUCCUCAUCGCCGAGAAGGACGAGCGGGCCAUGGCGGAGUGGCGUCGGCGCCACCCGGAGGACAUCGCUGACGAGCAAGCCUACUGGACGGGGCAGACGGCAAAGCGCCACGCGGAACGGUUGGACAUGCUUCGGCGGAAGGCCCUGGCGUUAUCGCAGUGCGAGAUUGUUGAAAAUGGUGGGCAGUCGAUCUUUUCGGCUAAUGAUUCUCGUUGGGACGACAUGUGGCUCAAUACCUCGGACCAGACCAUCAAGGAUGACAAUGAUGAUGACGAUGACGACUAG
Messenger RNA from Triticum urartu, 951 nucleotides. Lineage: Eukaryota; Viridiplantae; Streptophyta; Magnoliopsida; Poales; Poaceae. The record is from RefSeq and is a predicted model, not a curated record.